UUGAAGUGUUAGUGCGGGACCGGCGCAGGGUGGUCUGACCUACUCUCUGCUCUCCUCCCACACCGAACUUUUCUACUGUCCUGGUUCAUUUGCCAACGGUAGUGUUGGGCUGUUAGCUAGUGUUGACGCUCGCGCGCUGUCGGAGAUUGAAACAUCUGGUGAGAGGAGCAAACAUGGCAGUCUGCCUGGGUCGCAUGCUAAUGGUGCAACAGCAGUCUGGUCGCAUGCUGGGCCGAGAGUGUUCGGCGUGGCUGAGCCUGCAAAGAUGUCGAUCGACGGAUGUUGCUGCCAAAAGCGGUGGAGAGCAGUGCCGGCGCUUCGAGGUGGGGGUGUUAGGGGCGGGGCGUAUCGGGCGACUGCACCUGCAGAACGUUCUGAGUCACCGGGGCUUGAAGCUUCGCUGGGUGGUGGAGGACAGUCAGGAGGCCGUCCAGCAGGCUACCCGACAGCUGAUGCUGCAUGACACGCCCUUCCACCCGACAGCGGACUUACCGGAGCUGCUGAAAGAUCACAGUUUGGACGGAGUUCUGGUUUUAACACCCACAGAUACUCACUCGUCGCUGGUCAAACAGUCUCUGGAGAAUGGUAAAGCAGUUUUUGUAGAAAAACCCACAGCCGGAACCCGAGAGAGAUACAGCAGUGUUACGACCUGGCUCAGCAGAACGACCUGCCCCUGUGCACCGGUUUCCAAAGACGAUUUGAUCCAGCGAUGCGGGACCUUUACGACUCAGUGGUGCUGCACAAAGCCGUAGGCAACGUCCGUAACAUCAAGACCGUGUCACGUGACUCGCCCAGACCCUCCUACACUUUCCUGAAGGCCUGUGAUCCCACGGGCUGCAACAUCCUCUCCGACAUGGCUGUUCACGACGUCGACAUGAUCGUGUGGUUAACCCAGGGUCAGGAGCCAGAGUUCAUCUACGUCAUCACCCACUCCCAUGACGCAGAGCUGGCCGAGGCCGGUGUCGCUGAUUCCAUCACAGUGCUGCUCAAGUACAAGUCGGGCGUCAUCGCCGCCAUCGACAGCUGCCGAGAAACCACUUAUGGCUACGACAUCAGGGUGGAGGUGUUCGGGUCUGACGGCAUGGUGACGGUGGAGAAUCCUAGAGAAACAACUUCCGUCAAGGACAGCGUGGCUGGAGGGAGCGUCCGGCGGCUGUACCACUCCUUCCCGGAGCGUUUCGAAAAGGCCUUCCAGCUUCAGCUGCAGCACUUUGUCAACUGCAUGGCAGGUAGUGAGAAACCAAUAGUCACGAUGAACCAAGCAGUGUUGACAGCCAGUAUUAUCGAAAAAGGCCUGCAGUCGUUCGGCAAGAAAGCCCCCGUCUACUUCUAGGACAUCGUCCCCACCAUUCAGGUGUAGAUGCAGGGGAGAGAACGCGACAAACUAAGAGAGAAAAAAGUUCUUUGACUAUCUCCCUUGACAGUCUGCCACACAGCAAAGGCUCUCGGUGGACAGUUGUUUUUCAUUGAAAAAAUAUGGAGAGGAUGUGUGAUCAUUUCAGCUACGGUUUUCUUUUUUUAGGCAGAAUGCUUCUGGGAGAACUUUGAUUUAUAUGCAUUCAUUCAGAUUAAAAAAAGAUU
Messenger RNA from Pomacea canaliculata, 1581 nucleotides. Its product is annotated as myo-inositol 2-dehydrogenase-like. Bases 710 to 1333 code for a protein of 207 amino acids. Gene Ontology annotation, molecular function: oxidoreductase activity. Gene Ontology annotation, cellular component: cytoplasm. The record is from RefSeq and is a predicted model, not a curated record. NCBI's taxonomy places the organism in Eukaryota, Metazoa, Mollusca, Gastropoda, Architaenioglossa, Ampullariidae. The transcript has 8 exons. Gene Ontology annotation, biological process: NADPH regeneration.